UGUUAUCACCAAAUUUCCAAUUGAUUUCCGGCCACACAAAAUUCAUUUCCCCUCCACAAAACCCACCUCCAGUUCUUUCCCGUUAUCCCUUCCUUCAUAGUUAUCCCUCACCUCUGUUUCUAUUCCUUCUUCACCCCAAGAAAAGAACACACUCAGUGUGUGUAUCACUGUGUGUUCAGAGGAAAAAAUGGCGGCAGCAUCAGCAGAGUCUGUGAUGAAAAUGUCAUCUAAUGCUUCUUCAACGCUCUGCAACUUAAAUGGUUCUUCGAGGAGGCCUAUGCCGCCCGUAUCCCACUCUGCACGGCGUCGUAGGAGUAAUUCUUCCGCCAGAGUUCGAGCUCUUUCGUCAUCGUUUCUUGGGAGUGUUGGGCUCACUUCAACUGUCACAAAGCUCUCGGCUUUGCAACAGAAACAGCAAAGGAGGAACUUCUCUGUCUUUGCCAUGGCUGCUGCGGAGAGGACUGUGCCGUUAAAGGACUAUCGUAAUAUCGGAAUUAUGGCACAUAUAGAUGCAGGGAAGACUACAACAACUGAGCGAAUCUUGUACUACACUGGUAGAAACUACAAAAUCGGUGAGGUGCAUGAGGGAACAGCCACAAUGGACUGGAUGGAGCAAGAACAAGAAAGAGGGAUUACCAUUACCUCUGCUGCAACUACUACAUUUUGGAACAAGCAUCGAAUUAACAUAAUUGAUACUCCUGGCCAUGUUGACUUCACCCUAGAAGUUGAGCGCGCUCUGAGGGUUUUAGAUGGUGCAAUAUGCUUGUUUGACAGUGUUGCUGGUGUGGAGCCUCAGUCUGAAACUGUGUGGAGACAAGCUGAUAAAUAUGGUGUUCCAAGGAUCUGUUUUGUCAAUAAAAUGGACCGUCUUGGAGCCAAUUUCUUUCGAACCAGAGACAUGAUUGUGACGAACCUGGGUGCAAAACCACUGGUGCUUCAAAUCCCAAUUGGUGCAGAGGAUACUUUUAAAGGAGUUGUUGAUCUUGUGAAGAUGCAAGCGAUUGUUUGGUCUGGGGAAGAAUUGGGUGCAAAAUUUGCAUAUGAGGAUAUUCCUGCAGAUCUUCAAGAGUUGGCUCAAGAGUACAGGGCCCAGAUGAUUGAAACAAUAGUUGAGUUGGAUGAUGCAGCUAUGGAGAGCUACCUAGAAGGAAUUGAGCCUGAUGAGGCUACCAUUCAGAAAUUAAUUAGGCAAGGAACUAUUGCAAGCAGUUUUGUCCCAGUUUUAUGUGGCUCAGCUUUCAAGAACAAGGGGGUUCAGCCACUGCUGGAUGCUGUUGUCGAUUAUUUGCCCUCUCCUAUUGACCUGCCGGCAAUGAAAGGAACUGACCCUGAUGACCCAGAGUUGGUUCUUGAAAGAAGCGCUAGCGAUGACGAACCAUUUGCUGGAUUGGCUUUCAAGAUCAUGAGUGAUCCUUUUGUGGGUUCUCUUACAUUUGUCCGGGUGUAUGCUGGGAAGCUCGAUGCUGGAUCUUAUGUGCUGAAUGCAAACAAGGGGAAAAAAGAGAGAAUUGGUAGACUCCUGGAAAUGCAUGCUAACAGCAGAGAGGACGUUAAAGUAGCUUUAACCGGUGAUAUUGUGGCGCUUGCCGGCCUAAAAGAUACAAUUACUGGAGAAACAUUGUGUGAUCCGGAGAAGCCUAUUGUUCUUGAACGGAUGGAUUUCCCAGAACCCGUGAUUAAGGUUGCAAUUGAACCAAAGACUAAAGCUGAUGUUGAUAAGAUGGCAGUUGGCUUAAUUAAGCUUGCUCAAGAAGAUCCAUCUUUCCACUUUUCACGAGAUGAGGAGAUUAACCAAACAGUUAUUGAAGGAAUGGGGGAAUUGCACCUUGAAAUUAUUGUCGAUAGGCUCAAGAGGGAAUUUAAGGUUGAAGCCAAUGUUGGAGCACCGCAAGUAAACUAUCGGGAAAGCAUUUCCAAGGUCAUGGAAGUGAAAUACGUUCACAAGAAACAAUCGGGUGGCGCAGGUCAAUUUGCUGAUGUCACAAUCAGGUUCGAACCUUUGGAGGCGGGUAGUGGGUAUGAGUUCAAAAGUGAGAUCAAGGGAGGUGCAGUUCCAAGAGAAUAUAUACCAGGUGUGAUGAAAGGAUUAGAAGAAAGCAUGAGCAACGGAGUGCUGGCUGGCUACCCUGUAGUUGAUGUCCGUGCAGUAUUAGUUGAUGGUUCUUACCAUGAUGUUGAUUCAAGCGUUUUGGCAUUCCAACUGGCUGCCAGAGGUGCGUUUAGGGAAGGGAUGAGGAAAGCUGGCCCACAGAUGCUUGAACCGAUUAUGAAGGUUGAAGUCGUCACCCCUGAAGAGCAUCUGGGAGAUGUAAUCGGCGAUCUCAACUCAAGGAGAGGUCAGAUCAACAACUUUGGAGAUAAGCCUGGUGGAUUGAAGGUGGUUGAUGCUCUGGUGCCCCUUGCCGAGAUGUUCCAGUAUGUGAGCACUCUUCGAGGAAUGACAAAAGGCCGUGCUUCCUACACUAUGCAGUUGGCCAAAUUCGACGUUGUCCCUCAACAUAUUCAGAACCAGCUGGCAGCAAAACAGGAAGCCGUUGCUGCUUGAUCCCGUUUUCUGGAUUUGUAGUGGUAGCCAGUAAAAACACUGCUAUCCCAGAAGCCGAUUCUUUUUUGUGCAAAAUGAUAAGUGAGCUGCAGGUAAGAUACAGGAGAGGCAGCAUUUUAUUUGUGAACUUGCCGACUGAGUUGUGAUUAAAGAAGGCAUUUGAUUGUUCACGACUACAUUUUUACUUACACAUAUGCAUCACUGAAUAGUAGUCGGACUUGGCGAAGUACUUUUCUUCCAUCGAUCCACAGGUAAUACGAUGGCCUGUAAGGAAUGCUGUCGUAUUAGUAGCAUUUCAGUGUUCAAAUGGUAAACAGAUGAACUCAAAUUUUGUGUAUCUUUGAUUCAACAAAUGGUCAUAGAUUUGUUGGCCUUCACCUUUCAUUAUAAUAAUUUUAUCCUAUUC
Molecule: messenger RNA, 2951 nt
Organism: Sesamum indicum (sesame)
Lineage: Eukaryota; Viridiplantae; Streptophyta; Magnoliopsida; Lamiales; Pedaliaceae
Gene: SCO1
Product: Translation elongation factor EFG/EF2 protein
Biological process (GO): translational elongation; ribosome disassembly
Cellular component (GO): chloroplast
Molecular function (GO): GTP binding; GTPase activity; translation elongation factor activity
Source: RefSeq, a predicted model, not a curated record